Molecule: messenger RNA, 1341 nt
Organism: Lobosporangium transversale
Lineage: Eukaryota; Fungi; Mortierellomycota; Mortierellomycetes; Mortierellales; Mortierellaceae
Exons: 1
Coding region: 1-1341 (446 amino acids)
Source: RefSeq, a predicted model, not a curated record
AUGAGCCUGAGCAAGGAUAACAAUAGCAAUAGCUACAACAAUAACAAUAGUAAUAACAAUAAUAUCUAUUCUCUAUCACUAAGACGCGCCACCAACCAUUUAAAAAAACAGAAUCCUUCGGUUCAUAUGAGAUUUACUUGGGACCCAAUGCUUACAGAUUAUCCUCAACCAUUCCUCGUGCUAGAGCUAAGAUCAGCUAUGGCUAACAACUGUGAAGACUUACGCGAGAAUGCAAGCCCCUUUUGGCAGCAGUUUAAAGAUUAUUUCGAGCAUCUUUCCACAGUCACCACCAAGUUUCUAGAGAAGGAGCCUCUGAACAACGAUUUGAAUAUCAUCAGCCAAAGUCAUCAGCAGCUACUGCUUCAGCGUCCCUUACAAACGCAAGAGCAUCCAAUGGUAACAUCCUCAGCUCCGAUCCCCGAUUUUCCUGGCCAUCUCGAUCAGCAGUCUACCGAAAACCUUGGUCUGACUGAAUCUGUGCCACCAUCGUCUAUGCCUUUGAUGCCUCUGAUACCUUUGGCUUGUUCAACCGAGAACGGUUCUCAUAUUCCACAGCCUCAAAUUGGGCCCUCAUCUCAGAUGUUGCCUGUAUACCCAUCUAUUCCACAUCUCGCUAUACAAGGUUAUAGUCAAAGGCCUUACGACCAAGGACUUGAAAAUGUCACAGAUCCAGUCAUUCACCACAAUUAUGAGUUCGAUCACACUCCUACUACUUCUGUUGAGCAUAUACCACAGGCGCUUCAAAGGCUACUGAUGCAACUUGAUACAUGCGAGGAGCAGCGCAUGGGUACUGAGCCGCCCUUGCUUGGCACUUUUUUAUCCAAUCUCCCUCCCUCCCCCUAUACCUCCGGCUCUAUAGGCAUCCCUACCCCCACUACUACCUAUACAUUACCCAUAUCGUCAGCAUCAUCAUCGUCAGCCUCAGGAUCAAGUAGGAGAGAAGAGAAAAUAAGAAAUCCAGCACGCGGUAGUGGCGGCGGCCGUGAAGCGAUCGUUCGGCGAAUGGAAAAAUACAUGCGAUUCAAAAGCCCUGAACGUCAUCCAGUGACGGACAAAUAUUAUUGUCUAGGAUGUCCUCCAGGCCGAGAGUACCACUUCACAGAGAAUUCACAGCUGCAACGCCAUUCUAACAGACAUAAUUUCACGCCUGCAAACCGUCGAUUCCGAUGUGAUAAUUGUAAUCGAGGAUUUGAUCGCAUGGACGCAUUGACACGUCAUGUGAAGGCUCCAUCGUAUGACGAGUGUAUGGAAGUGGCUACUUACUCUGAAUUUGACAUCGAUGGCAACCGAGUCAAAUCGCAAGAACCUAUUUUCGACCGAGGAAGAAGAGAUGAUUUCUAG